Molecule: messenger RNA, 2519 nt
Organism: Drosophila novamexicana
Lineage: Eukaryota; Metazoa; Arthropoda; Insecta; Diptera; Drosophilidae
Gene: alka
Product: glycine receptor subunit alpha-2
Exons: 9
Coding region: 928-2289 (453 amino acids)
Biological process (GO): nervous system process; regulation of membrane potential; chloride transmembrane transport
Cellular component (GO): synapse; membrane; neuron projection
Molecular function (GO): transmembrane signaling receptor activity; chloride channel activity; neurotransmitter receptor activity
Source: RefSeq, a predicted model, not a curated record
AUUUCAAAUUCAAGUCAUCUUAAGCAUUUCUUUCUAUUUCCUUUGAGCAAUCACGAGGGUUGCCUGCCGAUCGUGGUGUCCGAUCUUUUUCGCAGAGCCCACAUAUAUAUAUUAUAUAAACCGCAUUUAUAUGUGCAAUAUAUCUAAGUAGCCCGAUUUGCGUACUGACCAAAUUGUAACGAUAAUAUUUAAAGCGCGCGCGCUUAAGUGGAAUCGGCACGCGAUUCAAUUGUCUUACAUUGACCGAAGGCGCGAAGUGUGCCGCAUGUGCCGCAUGUGUGUAUGUGUGUAUGUAGGUGUGCACACACGCCUUGACCGGCUGCCAGGCAAGAGCUGGAGCUGGAGCAUCGCAGUGGCAAUCGUUUGACUAGAAGCACAUACGCGCCGCAUACGCGCCUGCCUCCCACACAGAUGGGCCCGAUAAUCGCGGACAAUCUAUGAACAUAUGUGCAUAUCCGACAGCAGAAAUCAUGAGAUAAGUGACAUACACAGACUCAGUUACCGUCACACGUUCGGCUGGGCUUAGAUACCUACAAGCGAGUGUAUUUACAUAUGGCAUAUGCCAUGGACAGUAGCUGGCGAGUGGACGGCGGUUUAUUUAUUUGAUAUUUGAACGCAAGCCGAGCUGGUGCCGACCGAGUCGAAGUCCAUCCAAGAACCCAGCUGAGCACACAUAAUUAACGGCUCCGUGUCAUACAUAUAUAUGCCAACAUACGCGGGCACAUCCUAAUCGCGUUUUGUAAUCCUCCGACUUAGCAUCUAGUGCACGAAUUAAGGAGUUUUAUAUAUAUAUUUUUUUGUAUUAAAUUCAAAUUCGGUUUCGCUAUCGUGUUGCAGAUUUCAUAAAGCGAAUUAUGAAAUUCCCACGUCGAUGUAAAGUGAGAUGAUUUGAGGUUUGGUUUAAUUUUCUGUUUCGUCGUCAACAUCAUGCUGGGCAAAUAUAACAAAAAAGCAUUCAUAUCGCUUGGAUUGACUUUCAUAUUGAUGUGGAUUAGUGAGGCCGAGGACGCCCACGUGAACUACAACUACACAACGAAGCCGCGAGUGGUUCUUCCGCCUAAUUAUGUCAAGGAAAUGCGACCGCCCUCAAGGAAGGGCUCCCCAGUGAUAGUAGACUUUAGCAUAUUUGUUGUAGAUAUUAACUCAAUUAAUGUAGAGGAUAUGGACUUUAGAGUUGACAUGUUUAUACAUCAACGAUGGAUGGAAUCCCGACUGGAGAUAUCUGAUGACAUAUUCGAGGAGGGCGACGAUUACGUCACCUUGCUUCCAGAAUUCUUCGACAACCUCUGGCAGCCAGAUCCGUAUUUUCUGAAUUCUAAAAUUGCCGAAAUAGCUACCCUGACGCACAAGUUCACAUCGGUAACGCUCUAUAAGAAUAAGACCGUGCGCUAUGCCGCUCGCAUGCAUGCCAUAAUCGCCUGCCAAAUGGAGUUCCAGCUGUACCCCAUGGACAUUCAAGUGUGUCCCAUUUACAUUGAAAGUUUUUCGUCCAAUAACCAGAAGGUGAAGUUGCGCUGGUCCGAUUCCGGAGUAACGCUGAAUCCAGAGCUAAAACUGCUGCAGUACAAUCUUGGCCAGCCGCUGGAGCUGGAGGAGAGCGAUGGCUAUAUGCCAGAGAAAGUGGGCAACUUCUCACGGCUCACCGUCUAUUUUCGGUUCGAGCGGCAAAUCGGGCAUCAUCUGAUACAAACGUUCGCACCUUCCUCGCUGGUGGUGAUGCUCUCCUGGUUCAGUUUCUGGUUGGGCCUGGAUGCCAUUCCCGGGCGCGUGACCCUGCUGGUCACCUGCAUGCUGACGCUGGUGACAAUGUUUACGGGGCUGCGAGCAGAUAUACCACCCGUUGCGUAUGUUAAGGCGCUUGACUUGUGGAUGGCCGGAUGCAUGGUAUCUGUGUUUGCCGCCUUGGCCGAAUUUGUCGUGGUCAAAGUAUUGGACGUUCAGUACCAGUACCAGGUGAACCGAAUACCAAAGGUACUGCCCAUGCGCAUAAGCAAUAUGGAAAAGGGUCAAUGUGCAACUGUGGCCAGCUGGGAGGGUGGAGCCGUACGGUCACGAAAGGCCACACAAACUCCGACAACACCGGGCCAGACUUCACUGCAGGGCAACGGCGGGCCCCCAAAGCCUGCGCGCCGCCAAAGCCUUUUGUCCGUUGCAUGGACGGACACGGAUACGGGCGUGGAGAAGAUCAUGUGGCGUGAGAUUGACAAAGUUUCUCGAGCCGUAUUUCCGAUAUUGUUUUUUGUGUUCGUGCUACUAUAUUGGCCCAUAUUGCUGAUGAAGUCGUCCUAGGAUUUGGGGAGUUCCAGAAUACACUUUUCUGGACUCCGUUAAAAAUUCAAAUGGAAUUAACUCACAACCAUAUUGGAAUUAUAUUGAACACAACGCGGCCCUACACUACAACCUAUACCUAUACCCAUCUUUAACUAUACAAUAACCAACUGCUAUGAGCAUAUCACUCCACUCAAGUACAACACAUUCUAUGGAACCUACAGUUACCUUUCCAAUGGGCAAAUCCUGCU